AUGAUUUAUUCCAACAACAUCUAUUCCAUGAGUGCCUUGAAGCAUAUUAGGCAUAAUAUGUCUACCAAUGUAUCCAUAUCAGAACUUCAGAAAGAACGGGAAACUUUUCAAGAUGUUCUACCAAGAGUGAUUGAUUCCCUUAUAACAACUCCUAAGUUGUUAGAUGUGCCAGAGUUUUCAAUGUGGAUGAAAAAAAUAUUGGAUUAUAAUUUAGCAGGUGGGAAAAAAAAUAGGGGACUAACUACAGUGUUGGCUUAUGAAACAUUUGAGAAACCCGAAAAUAUUACAGAAGAAUCAUUACGUCAAAGCCGUACAAUGGGAUGGUGUGUGGAAAUGUUGCAGGCCUACCUCUUGAUGACCGACGACAUAAUGGACGGUUCGACAACUCGCCGGGGAGUACCCUGCUGGUAUCGUCUGCCGGAAGUUGGUCUCGGCGCGAUCAACGACACAAUCCUGAUGUACACGUCAAUAAUGGAAAUACUUAAGACGCACUUUGGCCACACGAAACAGUACACGCACAUCGUGAACUUGUUCAACGAAACGCUGAUGUUCACAUCGGUCGGACAACAUUUGGACUAUACAAUGGCACAGCGAAAGAAGAACGAUUACAGUCUGUUUACAAUAGAACGUUACAACGCUAUCGUUAAAUACAAGACCUCGUAUUAUACAUUCAAAUUACCUGUUUGUCUGGGCAUGCUUUUGGCUAACAAUACCGAUCCGGAGAGUCACAAAAGAGCGGAGGGGAUCUGCUUGGAAAUCGGGCAUCUCUUUCAAAUGCAGGACGACUUCAUAGACUGCUUCGGCGCCGAGUCGGUCACCGGGAAGGCCGGCACCGACAUCCAGGAGGGCAAGUGCUCCUGGCUCGCGGUGUCGGCGCUGCAGCGGUGCAGCGAAGCGCAGCGCGGCGUGUUCGCGUCUUGCUACGGCAGCAAGCAGCCCGCGCACGUAGAGCGUGUGCAGAGGCUCUACGAGCAGCUGGGCCUGCCGCAGCUGUACCGUAGCGAGGAGCGCGCCCGCUACGACGCCGUCGUAGCCAGCGUGCGUAGCCUCCAAUCGACGACUGACCUGCCGCCCGAGCUCUUCCUCAGGAUGCUCGAUAUGAUCUACAAGAGGAAGCAA
This is a messenger RNA of Iphiclides podalirius (scarce swallowtail), 1119 nucleotides long. The record is from the annotation of a GenBank genome assembly. NCBI's taxonomy places the organism in Eukaryota, Metazoa, Arthropoda, Insecta, Lepidoptera, Papilionidae.